Molecule: messenger RNA, 754 nt
Organism: Pseudophryne corroboree (corroboree frog)
Lineage: Eukaryota; Metazoa; Chordata; Amphibia; Anura; Myobatrachidae
Product: protein BTG3-like
Exons: 4
Coding region: 2-754 (250 amino acids)
Biological process (GO): negative regulation of cell population proliferation; negative regulation of mitotic cell cycle
Cellular component (GO): cytoplasm; nucleus
Source: RefSeq, a predicted model, not a curated record
UAUGGUUGCAUUUGCAUUCAUCCCAGUGGAGAUGAGAGAGGAGUUGGUGGCUGGAGUGGAAUACAUUAAGACGCUGAUGAACAGGUGGCAUAAGCUAGAUCCGGUGAUGGUUGGGCUGUUCGGAGAAAAGUUGGCUGAGAUACUGUGCCGUAAGUACACAGGGCACUGGUACCCGGAGAAGCCAAUGAAUGGCCAAGCCUAUAGGUGUAUCAGGAUGAAUAGAUAUGACAGGGAUGAGAGCAUUCUGGUAGCCUGUUCUCAGAGUGGCCUAAAAUACCAGGAACUGACCUUACCUAAAGAGAUAACUGUGUGGAUUGACCCUUAUGAAGUGUCCUGUCGGCUGGGAGAAGAAGGCUACCCAUACACAGUGGCCAAGUUUGACCAAAGUGAAGAUCGUGUCCCAGCAGCUUCCAAACCCUUGGAAGAGCAAGAACAAGUCUCUUCUUCUAGCAAAUGCUCAACUCCCACCCCAGAUGAGGACAGUUCCACCUGGAGCUCCUCCAUCCCAUCCAGCCCAAGCAUUACUGGAGAAGACAGUGACAGUGGGAUCGAUGCAAGCUCUGAAGAUGCCAUCGCAACUCUUUUUCCAUAUCGUCCUAUUGAAGAUAAUGUCUGGUGGCACCCUUCUGUGGAACCAGUGACUCCGGCCUCCCCACCCCUUUUCAGAACCUCAUCAGCUCUCUGGAUCCCUGCCUGGAGGACUACACAGUUUUAUGACAUCAGCAGAGACCUUCAGCAGACCAUCUGGUUGUAG